Telopea speciosissima is the source of this 649-nucleotide messenger RNA. RefSeq lists its product as uncharacterized. The record is from RefSeq and is a predicted model, not a curated record. Lineage: Eukaryota; Viridiplantae; Streptophyta; Magnoliopsida; Proteales; Proteaceae. The transcript is spliced from 3 exons. The coding region runs from base 108 to 461 and encodes 117 amino acids.
GAGAGCCUUCAGUGUGCGAGUUCAAAGUUGUCUAGAAAUUUCCCUUUUUCGAGUUGUUGGGUUAUAACUUCCAAGGAUAACUGGGUUUUGUUUUCUAUAUUAACACGAUGAAGAUUCUUAGGAUCUUGGUAGCUUCGGUGGUAGUUGGAGCAGCUUUGGUGUUCCUUGCCUUCACUAGCAGCAGCACCUCCACCUUCCAUGAUGUGAUAUCUGCCAGCCAUCAGGAUAUAGGGAUUGUGACUGCUAGCCGGAAGCUGAAGGAAAAUAACUAUAAAUUGCACGUUGAAAAGAUGAAAAGAGAUGUGGGAAACAUGAACCUGGAGGAUUACCACCCUGUUGAUCCAGCUCCGGAUUCAAGGUCUACCAUAAAAGAAGGACCAAUUGAGCAUGGCACUCCUCUAAUGCCUUACAUUCCCACGCCAGGUCCUCCAAGUAACCCAGGGUCUACCGAGUCUCCUUAAGUUCUCGAAUCUGCUAGUUCCAACCGUAGUAUCUAUGCUAUACUAAAUAAUGUUGUAACUUAAGUUUCUUAGGAGAUGUUUGUCUUCUUGUAACAAGUUUAUACUGCUUGUGUUUGUAUUUAAGUUCAUCAUGUGAAGUUUCCAGUAACAUGUUCAUCAUGUAUUAAUAUCUAGUGCCUUUGGUUGCC